Molecule: messenger RNA, 2751 nt
Organism: Durusdinium trenchii
Lineage: Eukaryota; Dinophyceae; Suessiales; Symbiodiniaceae
Source: the annotation of a GenBank genome assembly
AUGGCCAUCGUCGUGAUGAGUUACCACGAGGGUCACACCUUGGACGUCGCUGUGAAGAGCUCAGAGAACGGGUGCUUCGCGGAGUCCAAGAGUCAAAAACUCUUCUGGCAGCUCAUGACGGCGGUGGAAUACAUGCACUCCAAGCGGGUGCUUCACCGGGACAUCAAAGCGGAGAACCUUUUGAUCUCGCCGGACCUGGAAACGCUGCACGUGACCGACUUCAACGCGGCCAAAGCGCUGAUGGAUGGUGGAUCCUAUACGAUGACAGGGACCCUGGAAUAUGCUGCGCCCGAAGUGCUGGAUGGAGAAUCCCCCUCGGAACAGCAGGAUGUGUGGAGUUGCGGCUUGUGUCUGCACGUGAUGCUCAUGGGCUCCCUGCCCCGGCGGCUCCACGCCUAUCGCAGCGUCGAGGCCUUCCGCUGCGCGGUGGUGGGGCCCACAGGGCCUGUCGACUGGGCGCGCUGGGCGAGGCUGGAGAUCUCCGAGCCCUGCAAGGAGACCCUCCGGCGGUGUCUCACCGUUCAGAAGCUCUCACGGCCCGCGGCGCCCAGUGUGCUCCGGUGGCCGUGGCUUCUCGAGGUGUCCCCGGAGAACGGACCUCGGAGCAGGUCGGUCACCUACAGCUACGGUGGCUACGAGGCGCAACUGAAUGCGCCGAUGCCACGGCAGAUGCGCUACAGCAUGGACCAGCCAACACUCGAAGAGCUCAAGUUCCACGUGAAAGAGUGGGGCCACGACAGUGGUUGGCUCUUCAACCAAGCCGAGGCACCGAGCGGGGAGUGGGAGUGGGUGGUCGGUCCGGGCGUCUAUUUCCAUAGCGCCUCGGGGAAGCUCUUCCUGGGCGACUCCCACGGAGCUCUGCAAGCGGAUGGAGACCUCUCGCGCCUCGCGCCGCCGAAGCGCUUGACUGGGCGAAUCCGCUGGUUUUCCCCGAAGGGCUUUGGCUUCAUCGACCCCGAUGGCCAACAAGGCCUCUCUGGGGACGUCUAUGUGCAUCACAGCGCGCUUCAACAGCCUGAAGGUGCCGAGGCGAGCACGCGCGCGAGCGGGCCACUGCCCUGGUUGCCUGGGAUGCCGGUCGACUUCGAUUUGGCUGUCGAGGAGGAGCCAACGGCGGAGGAGAAGUCCCGUCACGCCGCUUCCGCGGUGCGCCACCACUUGGACCUCAACGCCUUGUGCCACCUGGGCAGUGCCCUUGGGCCCUCGGCACGUUGCGCUGAGAAGGCCGCAGUCCCUCUGAAGGCUGAUACGGGGCACCAUCUGGUGGGCUGCUUCUGUGGCCUCGUCCUUGGAGCCCACGGCAUGGGAGGCGCCGACUUGGUGGCGCAGCAUUUGGCUAAGGACUUGGCUCAGAGCUUCACCGGCCGCGAGCAGGGCGGCACACGGGGAGCGAAGGCUGCGACCAUGGCGGGCUUCCAGAGCACGCAGCAGCGGUUCAUGCAAUAUGCGCAACGCUUGAGCGCCAACUCCGCACGCCUGUGGCUGGCCUCGGAAUGCCAGGCCUACACGGCCUUGGUCUUCGGUCCGGAUGGCCCCGAGUCACAGCCUUGCCUCGUGUUGGGCGACGUGGGCUUCGAGGGCCGCAGCAUCGUCUUGCAGCAGGAUGGCAUCGUCUCUCACCGCUUCGGGCAGGGCCUCGAGGCGAAGACGGAGGCCACGCGCGAUGCGCUGAAGGCCUUCGAGCACGGCCUCAAAGGACCCUCCAUCCACUUUCCGCCGAUUCCGGGAGCUCAACUGCCUCGGGAGAAGAAAGGUUUUGGCGCACAUGCGGCCAAAGAGAAGGAGGGCCUCGCCGCCAAGCUCGCGGCGCAGCUCGAGUCGUGCCACCUGGACUGGAGCGAUGCCAUGUUGAUCAUGGCGUCCAAGAGCUCCUGGGAAUGCUUUGACGAGCACCAGGUGUCGGCGAUGGCCAGAUCUGUCUCGUCGCCGGACACGUUGGCCCAGAAGCUCCUGGAGGCGGCUCGCCGGAGCCGACGUGGUCGGAACGCAGAGGACUUGGCGAUUGCUGUGCUCCGCUUCCCUUGGGCCCGUUGGUCCGCGACCAGAGAGGCCAAGAAGGCGAAGAAGCCCAAGACUCGAAAGCGAAAGAUCGAGGAGGUGGAUGACAUCUUUGCACCCCAGGAAGCUGCCGAGCUGAGCCAGGAGGAGAGCGACGAGAUCUCCAGCGAUGAGGCGCCGGAGAACGCAGAGGAGCCCCAAGUGGAGGUCCAAGCGGAGCCCCAAGCGGAGCAAGCAGAAGAGCCAGAGGAGAUCCUUACAGGUGGCAAAGAAGCACCUGUCGAGGCGCCUUUCGAGAAGGAGGAUUGCAGUCAAGAGGGCUCGGUAAAGGCCGCCAGCCAGGGGGACAAGUUGCUGGCGGUGCUGGAAGGAUUUAGCUUGGAUGCCACGCCCAAAGAGCAGGAUCAGGCUGUCGGUGCUGGACAAAGACUUGGUAGCGACGCCAAAGCCAAGGCGAAGCCGAAAGCAAAGCCCAAAGGAAAGCCAAGGGAAGAUGUCAAGGCCAAAGCCAAGGCAAAGUCGCAGAAGCCGCAGCAAGAUGCAAAGGCCAAAGCAAAGCCUGAAAAGCUGGAGGCAAAAAGCAAGAAACCCGAGCCUGUCCAGCCGGAGGCAAAGCCGGAAGACAGGCGCGCUUCUCCAACUACUGCAGCUGUUGCCAACAGUGACGACUUGAAAGCUCAGUUUCACGCUGCUUUGGGGAAGCUGGAUGCGUUGGCCUGUGUGAAUCGAGAACGAGUCAUUCCAGAGCUCUAG